CGGGCGGUGACGGCGGUGAAGCUCGACGGGAGCUUCGGACACCAAAAGCUUGUUUUCGAAACUUGCUUCCCGGAACUCUUAGUCUGGUUCAGAAACCCGUUUUUCCAGAACCAGAGAUGGGGGGAGCUUCUUCAGGGCUUUUCAGGUCUAUGGGCUUCUGGGACUCUCUCCUCCUCUUCAUCUUCUUCACCUUUUGCUUCAGAGCACUAAUGGCUGAUGCUGGAACAAAACCCAAAUCCCUUCCCCCAAACAAUGCUGAUCCAUCUCCACCUCCUCCACUUCCACGUCCUGACCAGAAACCCAAUUUCGCCCCUUUCAAGCCAAGCAUCGCUGUGAUUGUUGGAGUCUUAACGACCCUUUUCUCUAUUACAUUUCUUCUUCUUCUGUACGCGAAGCACUGCAAGAGAAACAAUGGAGCUGGAGGGUACCCAGGUAAUCACGACCCAAGAGGGAUGGCUUCGGCGAGGAAGAACUCAGGGAUCGAUCGUUCGGUCAUUGAAUCGCUACCGAUUUUCCGAUUCAGUUCACUUAGGGGCCAAAAGGAAGGGCUUGAAUGCGCUGUUUGCUUGAACAGAUUUGAACCCAUGGAUGUUCUGAGAUUGUUACCUAAAUGUAAGCACGCGUUUCACUUGGAAUGUGUUGAUACCUGGCUAGAUGCUCAUUCAACUUGCCCUCUCUGUCGCUACCGAGUCGAUCCGGAAGAUGUGCUUCUGGUGGACGAGUCGAGACUUGGAGACGAGAACGAUGAGCAGAGACGACAGCAGGAAUCAAUAGAGGAGAGAGAAGCAAAUGAAGUCAGUGUCAGACCAAGCUUGGCCGGGUUAGAACCUCGAAGGGUUUCCGGUCGUCACUCGUCUGCCGGAGAAAAAACGAGUCGGUUCUUGGAAAUCGUCGUGCACCGAUCCGAUGGCGGCGACUCGGUUGUGGCACCACCGCAUGCGGCGACUGUAUCGAGAAGGUCUCUGGAUAUCGCAAGCUUGAGGAGGAAAAAAGAAUCUGUGACCAUUGGAUGCUUUGACCGUGGGAGCCGCAAAGACGGGCUCUUGCUAUCGGACGACGAGUUGGAACGUCGGUUGGAGCACCGGAUCAUUGUAUCCGACAGUGGGCUCCAGCAGCGGUGGAGUGAUUUACAGCCGGCGGAUCUGCUGUUUCUACGGUCGGAAAUGAUUAUCACUGAGAGUGGACGGCACUCGUCGUCGAUGAGCGCUCGGCCGUCGAUUUCGACGAAGUAUCAACAGCAGCAGAGGAAAGAUGAGAAGGACAUUGAUGGUAGUGGCAGGAGCGUAAUAAAUGCUAGAAGCGUGUCGGAAAUCACGGGCUUGAGUAGGUUUCCGAACAGGACGAGUAGUGGUCAUGAAAGGGAGAGAGAAGCCAGGGUUAUAAAGAGAUGGUGGGCUUGGGCUUCCCAACAGAGACGGACGGGUCAGCCCAACAGGUAGCAACGCUUAGGUCUAGGGGCUAGGGAGUAAUUUGAUUUUUGAGUUUUUGUUUCGUGUAGGGAAAUAGAAUUUUAGACAGCUAGUGAAAAGACAAAACUACCCUUGGUUUAUUUUUUUUUUUUAACAUUUUGUGACUAGUGAAUUCAGUUACAGGUAGGAAAAUCUUAGUUAAAAGACAAAAUUGUCCCUGGGAUUUGUUUGUUUUUACAUACGGCCAGCAAAGUGCUCUUUGGCAGUAGUGGUACCUCUACGAGUACCAUGGGGAAUAUGGAUUACGGAAUCGUUUUUUGUAA
Molecule: messenger RNA, 1732 nt
Organism: Macadamia integrifolia
Lineage: Eukaryota; Viridiplantae; Streptophyta; Magnoliopsida; Proteales; Proteaceae
Product: RING-H2 finger protein ATL43
Exons: 2
Coding region: 117-1439 (440 amino acids)
Source: RefSeq, a predicted model, not a curated record